Molecule: messenger RNA, 2641 nt
Organism: Puntigrus tetrazona (Sumatra barb)
Lineage: Eukaryota; Metazoa; Chordata; Actinopteri; Cypriniformes; Cyprinidae
Gene: eif4e3
Product: eukaryotic translation initiation factor 4E family member 3
Exons: 7
Coding region: 200-874 (224 amino acids)
Biological process (GO): translational initiation
Cellular component (GO): eukaryotic translation initiation factor 4F complex
Molecular function (GO): translation initiation factor activity; RNA 7-methylguanosine cap binding
Source: RefSeq, a predicted model, not a curated record
CCCGGGAGAGGUGGGGCGCUGCGCCUGACUUCACCCUGCCCGGGCCGACUCUGUUGUUGUUGUGUCGGUGACGCGGCAAGUCCAGCCGGCCGAUCGGCAAAUGAGUCAGCGUCAAUAAUCUGCCUAUCUGCGGAUGCGGAGAUUAUUACAGAUCUCCCAGCAAAACGCUCACGCAUCGAUUAGCGGCAAUUAAGCAAACAUGGCGGUUCCUGCAGCCCCAAACCUGCAGCUGAACACGGCGAGACAAAGCAGCCCCGUGAACUCUCCAGAAAACAACAUCCACAUCGACGAGAGAGAGCUGGAAAACAUCACAAACCACAUCGAGGACGGCACCUCGCUGCCCCUGCACUCUCCCUGGACCUUCUGGCUGGAUCGGUCAUUACCGGGAACAACGGCAGCAGAGUGUGAAUCGAAUCUUAAAAAGAUAUACACUGUCCACACUGUACAGAGUUUCUGGAGUGUGUACAACAACAUCCCUGCCGUGUCCUGCCUCCCCCUGAGGUGUAGCUACCACUUAAUGAGAGGAGAGAGAAGACCAUUAUGGGAAGAGGAAAGCAACGCCAAGGGAGGUGUUUGGAAGAUGAAAGUGCCAAAGGAGAGCACAUCAGCUGUGUGGAAGGAGCUGCUAUUGGCCACGAUUGGUGAACAGUUCACAGAUUACUGUGCGUCGGAGGACGAGGUGGUGGGAGUCAGCGUCAGUGUGAGGGAACGAGAAGAUGUGGUCCAGGUCUGGAACGGGAACGCCUCCUUUGCCAACGAGGCCAACGUUUUAGGAAGGAUCUACGAACUUCUUCCACAGAUAUCUUUUAAAGCAGUAUUUUAUAAGCCACACGAGGAGCACCAUGCGUUCGAAGGCGGUCGCUCAAGACAUUAGCGAGCUUUGCACACUCACCGCGGUUUUCCCUGUUUUUGGACUGAUCCUAGAAAACGGACUGAAAACGGAAAAAAAAGAAUCCCCCCCGGGGCGAACGGAACUCUUGGGUUGUUUCAUAUCACAUAGGAAGUGCUGCGGCCCCUGUUUUUAAGUUGUAAGCGUCGCAGAUGAUCCCUCCGUGCUUUUUCCGUAAGGAUUUUUUCUCAUGCCAGAUAUUUAGGCAAUAUUAAUAAAGCUCACAUAGCCAGUAGCGUACGUAAUGUAAAUCAUGACGACAAAGCAAUGCUGCCCUCAGCCUCCCAUUUCUAGGUGAUUGAUCAAACGUGCAGUCCAGUGACAGUCGCUGCUUGUCAAAGUGUAUACUCGUCGUGUUAGAAAUCCAUUAGGAUCAAACUCUUUAGGGCUGGUUUUUCCUCAGACGCGCAUUAGGCAUAACCUUAGACUAAAAAAAAGGUCUAUGGCUAAGCUUAAUCUGCUCCUGGGAACUCUUUUAUGCAAAAGUAUUGCACAUUUCUCUUUGGGGGAAAAAAAAACUUUUUGGUUCGGAGGUUGUUAAUGGUUUCGGAGCAAAAGUGGGUUUAACAGCCUUAGUUAUAACCGUAAGUAUACAGCAAAAUGCAUAUGCAAUUCCACCUUUUCACCCUAAACCUGAUAUUUAAGUAAAUUUAAAUGAUCCUGUAUUAAUCACAUGAGGGUAAGUUCUUGCAUCUUGCGAACGGCUUUGCGUUUAUGAUUUCGAAAGCCUGUAUCCAGACAUCCUCCUGUAGUAUUUUAUGUAAUUGAAAGCUGUUUUAGCGUCAUAGCACUGUUGAACUUCUCCUUUCUUUUUUUUCUUUGGUUACUGCCUCGUGGUUGAGAUCCUGCAUUUUGUUUUAUGUAUUCCGGUAGGCGCUCAGUGUCUCGUCUUUUGUCAAAGUAGCCCAAACGCUUAAUAUUUUCAUCGUCUGAAAUCUGAAUUUUUUUUUUUUAACUUAUGCAUUUGCUUCUAACUGCCUUUUUAUUCACUGUAACCACACUGUGUCUUGUUUCAGAGUGCUUAUUAUUGUGGUUCGUUUUAUUGUGUUUGGAUGGAUGCUUGUGUCGGACAACUCGUGAGCCGAGGGGGCGAGCUAGCCUGGAUAUCGUCAAAUGAUGAAGCUGAAAAUGACCCGUGUAAUCGUCGAAGCAUAUAUUUUUUAUUUUUCAGUACCAAAGAGAUGUUUUCCUGUGCUGUAAUGCAUCGCUGUCUGUGUCCUGCACGUGUCCGCGUCCUUCUGAACUCGCAUAGAGAGAGUUUAUCACAUUUGUCUUCAUCAUUAGCUCACUUUCUGCUGUAUGGAUUUUUAUUAUUUUUUUUUAAAGGUUUGUCUAAUCAGAAACGUCAAGCCCAAAAAGACCUGCAUCACGAACCAGGUCCCUUAAUGCACUAAAAAGCACAAUUAUGAUUUUGUCCUUCAUGUGGGGCAGGGAUGUGCAAAAUAACAAGUACAUGCAGCUGACCUUUCACAUUUCAGCCUUUUCCUACCUAUCACCGAUCUCUCAAUGAGAUGCGAGUACUGACGAGGAUUUCACUUUUAGGAACAUUUGUGUCCGUUUUUUCCAGGCUCCCAAUCAGGAUCUGAAACCUCAAACUGAUUGUCAAUCUUCUGGAAUGGUGCCUUGUUCUCCCAGGGUUUCACUCACAGAAUGUUUUGUUUAUCUCUAUGUAUUUAAUCGGUUAUAUUAUAAUUUCUUUUCUUUCGCUUAUAGGUUUUGAAAUAUUGAAUAAAUACAAAACAGACUUCGAAA